AUGCUGGAGCAGCCAGGUACUUCAGCCUCCGCCUCUAGCCUGAGUAGCGCACAGCCUGGCAGCAGUACAAGUAAGCGACCCAACACGCGCUCUCAGUCAGCGCGCAACAAAAAGUCUACACCCAGUGCCGCUGAGGGUAGGUCCUCUUCCACUAGGCCUAAACGCUCUGCCCCACAGUGGGUAGAGAUAGAUGUUCCUAGUGUAUUUCAGGAUCCCUCCUCUCAAAUUGCGCCCUCUGAAGGCGGUUCAGCUUCAUCCUUGGAGGAGGAGGAGGCCCAGCCGCAGUCUGAAGCUUCCGUAAACACAGGACAGGCCCCAGACGCCACUGAACAACAGGGAGGAAAAAGGAAGGCGAAGAAAAAAAAUAAAUCAAAGAAGACCAAGAAGAGCAAGCGUUCCGACACCGAGGAGGAAUCAGGUACUUCCUCUUCAGAUUCUGAUAGCGAUGCCCCCCCUGGAGGCUUAAUGGAGUCUUGGGGAAGAUAUUUCUGGGGUCCCCUUGUGGGUUCAUGAGAGGAGGGCUAAUUCCCACCGUAAAACAUUCAAUGGGUCCCUGGAAUGGAAGGGAGGUGCGCUGGUGGAGGACGUAAAAACAUCCACUAACCUUUCCACCGAUUUUAUUUUGGGUAACCACUUGUCCAAAAGGAAAAGGGCAAGGAUCCUUAAUGGGGACUACAUAGACAUAUUCACCCUACUACCACGAGCGAAGGUGUCGAGAAAGGGGGAAAAGAAGCAGGCUUACAGUAGGCAUAAGUAUAGGACGCCACGGGCUGAACGCAACUUUGAGAACUGGCUGGAUAGGUUUCAGGUUUACAUGGCGGUAGUUUGUGCGUGUUAUCCCAAACGCAGUAUGCAUCUCGUGGCCUACAUUGCUCACGUUAGGAGGGCCUUUGCCCUGGCGGGGGAGGAGGCGGCCUUAACGUAUGAUGAUUUUCACAGAAAUGCUUCUUUACUGCCCACUACCCCAUGGGAUCUGCGGGAUCAGAACUAUUGGAUGGAGCACGUGGGCCCUUACAUGGAAAAGAAGCCACAGGACCCUCAAAAAUCUGGGAAGGUCAAGCCAAAAAGGCGUCGGCAAUGCUGGGAAUAUAAAAGAGGCACAUGCUUACGGCCAACUUGUAAGUACUUGCACGAGUGCGAGAAAUGUCUGGGUAACCACCCGGCCUCAGCAUGCUUCAAAGGUAAGCAGCCCUUUCGGGGUGGCAGGGGGCACUUCCACCAAGGUAACCGUGGUGCCCCCAGUCCCUCCCAGGGCGCAGCCAGAAACCGUUAUUAAUACUAAUCUCAGUCUGGCCUUCUCUCCAAUUAAACAUCAUCCAUUAAAAGCCCUCCUUGACUUAUACCCAAAUAGGCAAGCUGCUAGGUACCUUUGGGAGGGGUUUUCCCUAGGCUUCAGAAUCCCUGUCUCAGUCACACCCAACUCCGGAAACCCACCUAAUCAGAAAUCAGUAAAAGACACGCCAGAAGUUGCUAGAAAGAAAAUACACAAGGAAAUUGCUGCUGGUAGAGUAGCUGGCCCCUUCAUGGAGCCUUUUGAGGGUUUACAUAUUUCACCUUUAGGUAUCGUUCCCAAGAAGGCCCCUGUGAAUACCAUAUGAUACACAACCUUUCCUAUCCUAAGGGGAGUUCAGUUAAUGAUUCAAUUCCACAAGAGCUAUGCUCUGUUAAGUAUGCCUCCUUUGACCAAGCGGUAAAGCUUAUUCGCAAAUACGGGAGGGGAGCUAUGUAGCAAAGUGUAACAUCGAGUCGGCCUUCCGCCUCCUUCCAGUUCAUCUGGAAGACUUCUGUUGGCUGGGUUUUAAGUUUGAGGGGGCAUAUUUCAGUGAUAAGGCCAUGCCCAUGGGUUGUUCUGUGGUUUGUGCAGCCUUCGAGACCUUUAGCACCUUCCUGGACUGGGCCCUCCGCUUUAAGACAGGUUCCGAAGGGGUGGGGCAUUAUUUGGAUGACUUUAUUCUGGUGGCCAGUAAUGCGCCCGACUGUGCAGCCUUGCUUCAAGCAUUUACAUCACUGGCAGAGGAGCUGGGCGUUCCUUUAGUGAACGACAAAACAGAGGGCCCAGUCACAACCAUGACAUACUUAGGCAUUGAACUUGAUACUAUCACCCAAACAUCUCGCUUACCCAGGGAGAAGCUGGCUGCACUUCAGGAGUUCAUCUUACAGCUGCUGCCCCUUAGGAAGGUUACCCUCAGACAAAUCAAGUCACUCCUAGGUCACCUUAACUUCGCUUGCCGGGUUGUAGCCCCAGGCCGCCCCUUUUGUGGGCGUUUGGCGAGAUUGUCAGCAGGUUUACGCUCUCCCCAUCACAGGGUCCUCCUAUCGAAAGCAGUUAAGUCUGAUCUGGAGGUAUGGCUGGAGUUUCUGGAUACACACAACAGCAUUUCAUUAUGGCAGGACAACCUGUCACUCCAGGCCGACUUUCGAGUUCAAUCGGACGCAGCAGGUUCUCUUGGCUUCGGGGUUUAUUUCAGGGGACAGUGGUGCGCGCAACUGUGGCCUUCUUCCUGGCAGGCAAACCUAUUACACGUGACCUUACCUUUCUGGAGUUUUUCCCAAUAGCGGUGGCGGUGCAUUUGUCGGCAGAGGAGUUCAAGGACCACCGGGUGUGCUUCUGGACAGACAACCAGGCCGUGGUUUCCAUACUUGCUAGGCAAUCCUCGCAUUCACCAAGGGUGGCAGCUCUACUGAGAUCAUUUGUCCUUUUGUGCCUAAAAUUAAAUAUUUAUUUCUCGGCCAAGUUUGUACCAGGAAUUAAUAACGAUAUCGCAGAUGCUCUAUCUCGCUUCCAGAUGGAUCGCUUCCGCUCAUUGGCGCCGGAUAUACAGCAAUUGCCUCAACCGUUUCCGGAACACCUUUGGAGCCUUGGGAGCGAGAAGUCCUAAAAGGGACUAUUAGCGGCCGACAUAUUGGGAAAUUUUGGAACAAGACGGAGAUAGACUGAAAUUGCAGAGUUUUGAGAAAUUAAAAAACAAAGUGCGAGAUUGGCUUCACUAUUGUCAGAUAAUGGAGGCAUAUAAUUUGGAUAAGAAAAUAGGCUUCCAGGUGGAAAAGUCAAAAUUAGAAACAGAACUGCUAGAACCCAAAACUAAGAAUUUGUCAAGAAUGUAUAACUUGCUGUUGAAAUGGAAUACUCAGGAUGAAAGGGUGAAAUCUGCUAUGAUUAAAUGGGCACAAGAUGUUGGACACAAUAUUAUGUUUGCUGACUGGGAACAGUUAUGGACCACAGGUAUGAGGUUUACGGCAUAUAAUGCCUUAAGAGAGAAUAUUAUGAAAAUGAUAUACAGGUGGUACAUGACCCCAGUCAAGCUUGCAAAAAUCUAUCAUUUGCCCAAUAAUAAAUGUUGGAAAUGUAAAGAAACUGAAGGUACAUUCUUUCACCUUUGGUGGACGUGCCCAAAGAUCAAGGCUUUCUGGGAAAUGAUAUAUAAUGAAUUGAAAAAGGUAUUUAAAUAUACCUUUCCGAAGAAACCAGAGGCCUUUCUUUUGGGCAUUGUCGGCCAAUUGGUGUUAAAGAAGGACAGAACUUUCUUUAUGUAUGCCACAACAGCAGCAAGAAUACUCAUUGCAAAGUAUUGGAAGACACAAGAUCUACCCACUCUGGAAGAAUGGCAGAUGAAGGUGAUUGACUACAUGGAACUGGCGGAAAUGACUGGCAGAAUCCGAGACCAGAGAGAAGAGAUGGUGAAAGAAGACUGGAAGAAAUUUAAAGACUAUUUACAGAAACAUUGUAAAAUUAAGGAAUCUUAGAAGGAUGUUGGAUAGAAACUAAGGGGUGUUUUAGCUGUAAUGCUUUAAGAGAUAUGAAAAAAGGUUUGCAACUGGGUAAUUUUAAUGGUAAGGAUUUGCUGAAUCAACAAAUUGAACUGGAAUACAAAAAAGGGAGGUAUGAGGAGGUCCGGGGAAAUAAGUAUAAGGAAGAUAGGUUAUGGAAAUUUAAUGUCCUUUUAAUUGUUUUAUCUGGUAUGUUUUCUUUUAUUUUUUACUUCUUUGGUUAUAUUUUUUUAAAAAAAAACUUUAUUUUUUUUUCUUUUUGUAUUCUGUAUUUUUUGUACUUUUUUGAAACUUUAAUAAAUAUCAUUUAAAAAAAUAAAAAAAUAAAAGGGACUAUUAGCAUCAGUUGCCCCGUCAACGCUUAGAUCCUAUAAGAAACCUUGGGCUGAUUUCUUGGCAUUCCGUAUUAAAUUAGGCAUUGUUACUCAGGACAAUCCCCCCCAAAAAGCAGAAGUGCUGAAAUAUUUAGUGCAUUUGCGUGGAAUGGGCCGUGCACCUAAGGCCCUUAACAUUCAGUCUUCAGUGAUUUCUUUCUUCUGUAAGGCCCUGGUAGAUCUUUGCGCCGACUUUAUAGUCCGGAAGGUGCUGGAGGGCUGGUGCAGGCUCCAGCCUCCCAGCGCAGAUGGUAGGAGACCCAUAACAUUCGACAUCCUGGGCCAAAUUCAUAAAAAACUAAGGUCUGUCUGUUGGUCUAAGUACGAAGCACGCUUAUUUUCUGCAGCGUACUCUGUUGCCUUUUUCGCCGCCUUACUGAAGGAUGUGACAUUAUCGCCUUCAGACGUACUUCUCCAUAUAUCUCGCUCAGACUUAGUUCUCCAUAUCCGUAGCUCCAAAACUGAUCAAUUAGGUAAAGGGGCCCUAAUUCGUCUUAUAGCAACUCAAAAGAAGGGACCAUGCCCAGUAAAGGACACAAGGCAAUUCUUAUAUUUGAGACCAAAUGCCCCUGGCCCCUUCUUCAUACAUGAGGACGGCUCCCGCCUUACAAGGCAUCAGUUUACGCGCGUCAUGCGCAAGGCAAUUGCUGCAUGCGGCUUUCCCCCUGCGGAAUUUGUGGCUCAUUCAUUUCAGAUUGGGGCAGCCACUACAGCGGUACACUUAGGCCUCCUGGCUGAAAGGAUAAAAAAUAUAGGGCGGUGGAAAUCUUCUUUUUUUUUUUGAUGUUGAGCUUCAGACCAUAUUUUGCGCUCUCCUCUUUCACCCUCAUUAAAAGGUUCCUUAAUUCCUCCUCACUUUCUGCCAUCAAGGUUGUGUCGUCUGCAUAUCUGAGGUUGUUGAUGUUUCUUCCGGCAGUCUUAAUUCGGCUUGGGAUUCAUCCAGCCCAGCCUUUCGCAUGAUGAAUUCUGCAUAUAAGUUAAGUAAGCAGGAGACAAUAUACAGCCUUGCCGUACUCCUUUCCCAAUUUUGAACCAAUCAGUUGUUCCAUAUCCAGUUCUAACUGUAGCUUCUUGUCCCACAUAGAGAUUUCUCAGGAGACAGAUGAGGUGAUCAGGCACUCCCAUUUCUUUAAGAACUUGCCAUAGUUUGCUGUGGUCGACACAGUCAAAGGCUUUUGCAUAGUCAAUGAAGCAGAAGUAGAUGUCUUUCUGGGACUCUCUAGCUUUCUCCAUAAUCCAGCGCAUGUUUGCAAUUUGGUCUCUGGUUCCUCUGCCUCUUCUAAAUCCAGAUUGCACUUCUGGGAGUUCUCUGUCCACAUACUGCUUGAGCCUUCCUUGUAGAAUUUUAAGCAUAACCUUGCUAGCGUGUGAAAUGAGUGCAAUUGUGCGGUAGUUGGAGCAUUCUUUGGCACUGCCCUUCUUUGGGAUUGGGAUGUAGACUGAUCUUCUCCAAUCCUCUGGCCACUGCUGAGUUUUCCAAAUUUGCUGGCAUAUUGAGUGUAGCACCUUAACAGCAUCAUCUUUUUAAAAUUUUAAAUAGUUCAGCUGGAAUAUCAUCACUUCCACUGGCCUUGUUAUUAGCAGUGCUUUCUAAGGCCCAUUUGACUUCACUCUCCAGGAUGUCUGGCUCAAGGUCAGUAACCACACUACCUGGGGUGUACGAGCCAUCCAUAUCUUUCUGGUAUAAUUCCUCUGUGUAUUCUUGCCACCUCUUCUUGAUGUCUUCUGCUUCUGUUAGGUCCUUCCCACUUUUGUCCUUUAUUACGGUAAUCUUUGUACGAAAUGUUCCUUUCACAUCUCCAAUUUUCUUGAACAGAUCUCUGGUUCUUCCCAUUCUGUUGUUUUCCUCUGUUUCUUUGCAUUGCUCGUUUAAGAAGGCCUUCUUGUGUCUCCUCACUAUUUUUUGGAAAUCUGCAUUCAAUUUCCUGUAUCUUUCACUAUCUCCCUCGCAUUUUGCUUGCCUUCUCUCCCCGCUAUUUGUAAGGCCUCGUUGGACAGCCACUUUGCUUUCUUGCACUCCUUUUCAUUGGGAUGGUUUUUGUUGCUGCCUCCUGUAUAAUGUUGCGAGCCUCCAUCCAUAGUUCUUCAGGCACUCUGUCCACCAAAUCUAAAUCCUUAAACCUGUUCCUCACUUCCACUGUGCAUUCAUAAGGGAUUUGAUUUAGAUUGUAUCUUACUGGCCCAGUGGUUUUCCUACUUUCUUCAGUUUAAGCUUGAAUUUUGCUAUAAGAAGCUGAUGAUCUGAACCACAGUCAGCUCCAGGUCUUGUUUUUGCCGACUGUAUAGAGCUUCUCCAUCUUUGGCUGCAGAGAAUAUAAUCAAUCUGAUUUCGAUGCUGCCCAUCUGGUGAUGUCCAUGUGUAGAGUCGUCUCUUGUGUUGUUGGAAAAGAGUGUUUGUGAUGACCAGCUUGUUCUCUUGGCAGAACUCUAUUAGCCUUUGCCCUGCUUCUGUUUUGAAUUCCAAACUUGCCAGUUGUUCCUUUUAUCUCUUGACUCCCUACUUUAGCAUUCCAAUCCCCUAUAAUGAGAAGAACAUCCUUCUUUGGUGUCAUUUCUAGAAGGUGUUGUAAGUCGUCAUAGACUUGGUCUAUUUCAGUUUCUUCAGCAGCAGCGGUUGGUGCAUAAACUUGGAUUACUGUGAUGUUAAAAGGUCUGCCUUGGAUACGUAUCAAGAUCAUUCUAUCAUUCUUGAGAUUGCAUCCCAGUACAACUUUCGCCACACUUUGGUUGUAAGUAUUUUAUGUUUUAUCCUUGGCCUUUUGCCCUCCCCCGAAAAAUUUUGAAAUCUCUGUCUGCCAUUUUUAAAAACAUUCAUCUUUCAGGAUGACUGGUAUUGACUGAAAAAGAAAUAGCAUUUUUGGCAACACAUUCAUUUUAAUCGCCGAUAUUUUCCUAACAAUGAGAGAUUCAUUCUACUCCACAUUUUUAGAUUUCUUUUUGCCUCAAGCCAAAUUUUUUCAUAGUUAUUUUUAAAUAGGUUUAUAUUUCUUGAUGUUAACCAAAUCCCUAAAUAUUUAACCUUUUUAUGGACUUCAAUCUCAAUGUUUUGUUCUAACUCGGUUCUUUCUUCUUCCUUCAUGUUUUAAACUAAUAAUUUAGUUUUAUUCCUAUUUAGUUAAAUCCUGCCACUUCCCCAAAUUUCUGAAUUUUUUCCUAUUACUUUAGGGAGUGAAGUUUUAGGUUCUUCCACUGUUAUCACUAGGACAUCUGCAUAUGCUUUCAACUUGAACUCACUUUUCCCAGUUUUUACACCUGUAAAAGGAAGGGAGAUAGUAGUAAUGGGGGACUUCAAUUACCCGGAUAUUUGUUGGAUGUCAAACUCAGCCAAGAGCAUAAGGUCAAACAGAUUCCUCACUGGCCUUGCAGACAACUUCAUUGUCCAGAAAGUGGGAGAAGCAACAAGAGGAACAGCCAUUUUAGAUCUGGUCCUAACCAAUGUUGAUGACCUGGUUAGUGCGGUAGAAGUGGAAGGAUCAUUAGGCGCGAGUGAUCAUGCUCUUCUGAAGUUUACUAUACAGCAGAAAGGAGCAGCCAAGCAUACUAGGACUCAAUUUCUUGACUUUAAGAAAGCCGACUUCAUAAAACUUAGGGAAAUGCUGGGUGAGAUCCCAUGGACAGUAAUACUAAAAGGAAAGGGAGUUCAUGAUGGCUGGGAGUUUGUUAAGAGGGAGAUAGUAAAAGCACAACUUCAGGCAAUACCAAUGAGACGGAAACAUGGAAGGUGCCUAAAGAAGCCAGGGUGGCUAUCUAAAGAACUUUUAACUGAGUUAAGAUUAAAAAGGAUGUGUACAAAAAUGGAAAAGGGGGAAACCACCAAAGAGGAAUUCAAACAAAUAGCCAGCACGUGUAGACACAAAGUCAGAAAAGCUAAAGCACAGAAUGAACUCAGGCUUGCUAGAGAGGUUAAAAGCAACAAAAAGGCUUUUAUGGGUAUGUCCGUAGCAAAAGGAAGAACAAAGAAACAGUGGGGUCACUCAGAGGAGAAGAUGGUGAAAUGCAAACAGGGGACACAGAAAGAGCUGAACUCCUCAAUGCCUUCUUUGCCUCAGUCUUCUCCGAUAAAGAAAACAAUACCCGACCUGAAGAAUUUGGAGCAAAUGAUUCAGCAAAGGAAACACAGCCCAGAAUAACUAAGGAGAUAGUACAAGAAUACUUGGCUAGUUUAGAUGUAUUCAAGUCUCCAGGGCCAGAUGAACUGCAUCCAAGAGUAUUAAAAGAACUGGCAGAUGUGAUCUCAGAACCACUGGCAGUCAUCUUUGAGAAUUCCUGGAGAACAGGCGAAGUCCCGGCAGACUGGAGGAGGGCAAAUGUUGUCCCUAUUUUCAAAAAGGGGAAAAGAGAGGACCCAAAUAAUUACCGCCCAGUCAGUCUGACAUCAAUACCAGGGAAGAUUCUGGAGCAGAUCAUUAAGCAAACAGUCUGUGAGCACCUAGAAAGGAAUGCUGUGAUCACUAAUAGUCAGCGUGGAUUUCUGAAAAAUAAGUCAUGUCAGACUGACCUGAUCUCUUUUUUUUGACAGAAUUACAAGCCUGGUAGAUGAAGGGAACGCAGUGGAUGUAGCCUACCUUGAUUUCAGCAAGGCAUUUGACAAGGUGCCCCAUGAUAUUCUUGUAAAGAAGCUGGUAAAAUGUGGUCUUGACUAUGCUACCACUCAGUGGAUUUGUAACUGGCUGACUGACCGAACCCAAAGGGUGCUCAUCAAUGGUUCCUCUUCAUCCUGGAGAAGAGUGACUAGUGGGGUGCCACAGGGUUCUGUCUUGGGCCCGGUCUUAUUCAACAUCUUUAUCAACGACUUGGAUGAUGGACUCAAGGGCAUCCUGAUCAAAUUUGCAGAUGACACUAAAUUGGGAGGGGUGGCUAACACCCCAGAGGACAGGAUCACACUUCAAAACGACCUUGACAGAUUAGAGAACUGGGCCAAAACAAACAAGAUGAAUUUUAACAGGGAGAAAUGUAAAGUAUUGCACUUGGGCAAAAAAAUGAGAGACACAAAUACAAGAUGGGGACACCUGGCUUGAGAGCAGUACAAGUGAAAAGGAUCUAGGAGUCUUGGUUGACCACAAACUUGACAUGAGCCAACAGUGUGACGCGGCAGCUAAAAAGCCAAUGCCAUUCUGGGCUGCAUCAAUAGGAGUAUAGCAUCUAGAUCAAGGGAAGUAAUAGUGCCACUGUAUUCUGCUCUGGUCAGACCUCACCUGGAGUACUGUGUCCAGUUCUGGGCACCACAGUUCAAGAAGGACAUUGACAAACUGGAACGUGUCCAGAGGAGGGCAACCAAAAUGGUCAAAGGCCUGGAAACGAUGCCUUAUGAGGAACGGCUAAGAGAGCUGGGCAUGUUUAGCCUGGAGAAGAGGAGGUUAAGGGGUGAUAUGAUAGCCAUGUUCAAAUAUAUAAAAGGAUGUCACAUAGAGGAGGGAGAAAGGUUGUUUUCUGCUGCUCCAGAAAAGCGGACAAGGAGCAAUGGAUCCAAACUACAAGAAAGAAGAUUCCACCUAAACAUUAGGAAGAACUUCCUGACAGUAAGAGCUGUUCGACAGUGGAAUUUGCUGCCAAGGAGUGUGGUGGAGUCUCCUUCUUUGGAGGUCUUUAAGCAGAGGCUUGACAGCCAUAUGUCAGGAGUGCUCUGAUGGUGUUUCCUGCUUGGCAGGGGGUUGGACUCGAUGGCCCUUGUGGUCUCUUCCAACUCUAUGAUUCUAUGAUUCUAUGAUUCUAAUCUCUUUAUCUGCUCUUAUGUUUUUGGCAAGUACUUCUAAGACCAGGAUAAAUAAUAAUGGUGAUAAUGGGCAUCCUUGUCUCAUUCCUUUUUGGAUCUUACAAUUAUCUGCUAUCACCUGAUUUAUAAUUAGUUCGGCUUUUUGUUCUGAAUAGACUGCUGCUAUUCCUUUUAAAAACUUAGAACCGCUUCUGAUUUGUUCUAACAGCUUUAGCAUGAACUUCCAAGAAACAUUAUCAAAAGCUUUUUCAGCAUCUAUAAACAUCAUUGCCACUUUCUUUUCAUUUUUAACCUCCAAAUAGUCUAUUAUAUUCAAAAUAUUCCUAAUAUCCUCCUUCAUUUGUCUUUCUGGUAAAAACCCAGCUUGAUCUUGAUGUAUAUAUUCAUUUAAUAUUUUUUAAAAUCUAUUAGCUAGAAUAUUUGCAAACAAUUUGUAAUCAUUAUUUAACAAGGAGAUAGGUCUAUAGUUUUUAAUUUACAGCAAAUCUGCGUCUUGUUUUGGAAUUACUGUUAUAUAGGCCUGUUUCCAUGUUUCUGGGAUUUCGCCUGUGUUCAAUAUUUCAUUCAUAACAUCUUUCAAUGGGUUCACUAAUUGUUCAUUUAAUUUCUUAUAAUAUUUUGCCAUAAAGCCAUCCGGGCCUGGAGACUUGCGGCUUGCAGCAAGUUGUAUAUAUAAGUGAGAAAUGUUAGUUUGUGCUGAGGCUGGUGUCUGGAGGUUGGGUUGGUUGGUUGGUUGGUUGGUGCUGGUGUGUAUAGUUAUUCAGUCGUGUUUUGCACAAAGACUUUUAAGAAUAAAACUCUGCAAGAAUAUUCUCGUGGACUCUUUUAUGCAGACAAGGGUCCGAGGACCAGGCUGAAGAGACAAAGGGAGGUCAGAACCCCCCCUUUUUUUUUUUGCUUUUUACAAACACUGACAGGUUAUGGGCCCAGUGUUUCUGAGCAUGUGCAGAGUGCAAAACGACUGACAGCAUCUGAGCAGGGAGCUGGUGAGUCCUGGUGGUGUACGAAGCCAGUGGCUGUGCGUUUGAGCAGUUGGUGGCAAGCUGUAACUGUCUGCAGCAACGCUGGAGCGGCUAGGAUCUGAGGAUCAGGAAAGCACUCAGCAUCGGCUGCUGGAACAGUUUGAACUGCUAGAGGACCACAGCAGGCGACUCACAGAGCGGCUACACCAGUUGCAGAGCCAGGCAGGACCUGAGGGUCAACGGAGGCAGCUGCUAGAAGCCGGUGAGUGCCAGCCAGGACCAUCCAGUUGGACUCUAAAGAGAGAGUCAGGAGAGAUUGCUGAAGGCCCCCCAGAAGGGGCUCAGCAAGCACCAGCAGAGAUGGCAGAUUUCCAGUCUUCCCAAGUUGUAAAUAUUGGGGGAGGCAUCCCUUUUGAACUUCUCUCAGAGAGCAACUGGCUGAGUUGGUCAAUUAAAAUGCAGCAGUUGUUAAGGAGAGAUGGACUAUGGGACUGUGUUGAAACUGAGGUUUCGAGAUGGGACUCUGCUGAGAAAAAACGGCUGGAUGAAAGGGCCCGUGCCCAAAUUAUGCUGUGUUUGAGCAACUCUCAGUUAUUGCAUGUAGCAAAUGCCAGCACAGCGUUUGAGUGCUGGAAUUUAUUAAGGGCAAUGCAUGUCAGAGCAACUGCUGGAACUAUAAUUUCUCUGACCAGAAGGCUGUUCAGGACUGUUAUGAAAGAAGGUGAGAGUUUGGCAACUCAUCUUCAAACGCUGAAAUCUCUGUUUCUUCAACUACAGCAGAGAGGUAAGCGUUAUGAUGAGACUGACCAAGCCUACAUUAUUCUUUCAAGUUUGCCUGAAAGCUGGUUGCCUGUGAUUAACAGCAUGGAGAGUAUGCGUCCCCGAGAUCUGACCCUUGAGUAUGUGGUUGGAAAAUUGACCGAAGAAGCAGAAAGAAGGUCAGAUAGACAGGCUGAACUCCAAGAGUGGAGGAGUUACAGUCGAGGGGGCCAGCAGCAGAAUCUGCCAAUGGAGCAAUGCCAAGGCUUGGACUUGGCCAUGGCGGUGAGGAGGUGCUAUAGAUGCAACCAACCCGGGCAUCUCCAACGUCAAUGCAGGGCAAGACUUCCAGGAGACGACAUGGAGCAGAGACAGCAAUGGACGCAGAAACGUAAGCAGAAGGGGUUCUCUUCAGGGAAGAAGAACACGCGUUCUGCUCAGUUUGUGUCUGCAUUUUCUCGGGAGGAGAGGAAGAUACCUCGAGGAACAUGGUUGCUGGACUCUGGGAGCAGCAGGAUUAUCUGCAACCGUCGGGAGGACUUUAAGACCCUGGGGAAGCCAGCCGAUGGAAAAGACUCAAUCUAUCUUGCUGAUGGUCGUAGAAGCAAGAUUGAUGGCCAGGGAACAUGUUUCCUGCAGUGCUUGAACACUACUCUACCAGAGACUCUGUUUGUCAGCAGUUUGGACUAUUGUUUACUGUCUGUAAGCUGUUUGAUUAAUGCAGGGUAUAGUGUUAAGUUCACGCAGGAUGGCUGUCUGAUAAAGAAUGGAACUCAGGUAUGUGGCCAUGCAAAGUUGGAAAAUGGGUUAUAUGUAAUGCAGGACAAGCCUGUUAAAGCAGCCCAGGUGGUUCAGAAUAAUUUGCCAGUUCAUAAGGGGUGUGUACAUGAACUGCACAGGAAACUGGGUCACGCCAAUUUCCGUGUGCUUGCAGAGAUGCAAAAGGUGUGCAAGAACCUAAAAGUAAAUAGCUGUAACUGUUUCCUAGAUUGCAAUGUAUGUAAAAUGGCCAAAUCUAAGAAGAAGCCUGUGGCUUCUAAAAGUGACAGAGUAUCUAAAGAGGUUUUAGAACUUGUCCAUUGUGACGUGAUAGGCCCUUUUCCGCAGAAGACUGAAGGGGGCGCCAGAUAUGCUUUUCUGGUAAUAGAUGACAAAUCACGUUUUAGUUGGCUGUUUUUGUUAAAGCAGAAAUCUGAGUGUUUCCCCACAUUCAGAGAAUGGGUUGCCCAAGCUGAAAAGCUCUUCGCUCGCCCUGUGGUGCAGUUGCAAACAGAUAGGGGCGGAGAAUUUCUGAACAAACAAUUUGGGACAUGGUUGCGACGUAAGGGGAUCACUCACCGUUUGACUAACCCUUAUAGCCCUGCUGAAAAUGGUCUGUGUGAAAGACGUGGGGCUGUAAUACAGUCAGUAAAGGACUGCCUGCUAGUGGAUGCAGGAUUGGACCACAACCAUCGGCUGUGGGGCGAGGCUUUUCUGACAGCAAACUUUUUGAUUAAUAGAACCUGGUCUAGCUCUAUAAAAGAUAUUCCAUAUUGUGUGUUGUUUGGGAAAGAACCAGAGUGGACAAUGCUCCAUAACUGGGGUGCUUGGGCACAUGUAAAUAUUCCCAAAGCUCAGCGCCAGAAAGGGGGCGCUAGAGCGCAGAAACUGCGGUUUGUGGGAUAUCAGUCCUAUGGCAAAAGGUGGCGUUUCAAUUUACGCCCAGGACGAGCGGUUCUGUCACGAAGUGCAGACUUUGCUGAGCAGGACAGAUGGACUGCGAUCCAUGCCAACCCAGAUUGCCUACUGCCCCUGCAAGUAA
Podarcis lilfordi (Lilford's wall lizard) is the source of this 13377-nucleotide messenger RNA. The record is from the annotation of a GenBank genome assembly. Lineage: Eukaryota; Metazoa; Chordata; Lepidosauria; Squamata; Lacertidae.